UUCCUCUCCCAUCCUCGUCACUUCGUCGCCUCGUCGUCCACCUCACCCACCUACCGCUCCCCCAUCUGCGUCGACGGCUGACCACCACCCCUUCCCAUUCUUGGACACCCUACUCAUUGCACACAACCCACGUCUAAGCCCCUACUAAGCUAGAAACACUGCUUCUUGACUUGACCAGUUAAUAUCCUCAUCUGCCAUGAGCGGCUACAACGGAGGAGGAGGAGGAGGCUACCCACCCCGCCCGCCCCCGUACGCCAACAACUCGUACAGCGACAACAGGCCAAAGUUUCCGCCCUUCCCACCCCCAGCAGGCAACUUUCCUCCGUUCCCCCCAUCGGCCGGGUUCAGCGGCGGCCCUCCACCACCGCCACCUACACUCCCCACUUUCCACAACCACUCGCCGUACGACGAGUACAACCCCAGCGGACCAGCACUGCCGCCACCUCCUGGAAACUACCCCUACGACCAGCCGCGCAAGUCGCUCGACCAGGACGUGUACGAUCCAUACCAGUCUGCCUACGACCCGGGCGCACCGCAGAUCCGCAGCAGCGCGCCCUCGCAGCCCUCGUACUCGGCGCCAAAACACUCGCUUCCCUCCCACCCGCUCCCGCCACCCCCGCAUAGGCCCGCUCCGCGUGUCGGCGGCAGCGGCGGCGGCGGCGAAGCCCAUGACCUGCCCCUGCUCACGCCUGCAACCACAGUCAACAUUGGCAGCUAUACCGCCACGGUUCACGAGCUCCCGCCAAGUCACCUCCCGAUUACGAAGUACGUAGCCGUCAACCCCAACGACGCGAUCGACAUCCACAGGGCCAUCUGCCAGACGGAAAUGACGCCGUCGGUGUGGUACUCGGACGGCUCGAACCGCGGCGGUGAGGGCUGGGCCGCGGGCGUCGAGUGGGUCAUCGACUCUGGCAUGUCCGGCGCAAAGCUCAGAACCUGUGUUGGCAUGACCGACUCUCUCGGGACCGAACUCGGUGGCAUGAUCAAGGCGGUGGAAGGCUUUGCCGAGCAGCUCAAGAGCUCGAUCCGGACACAAAAACCAAUGUCACACGAGUUUGUUCUGUUCACCAACUCGCCUGCGGCUAUCGUGAGCAUCGAUACGUCGUCUCGUCCCGAGAGCAUCAAGUUUUGCGCCUUGUGGCGCGAGCUCUGCUCCGACUUCCUCAAGGCCCACAUGACGAUUGCCUACCUCCCAAAGAACAGUGAGGUUGAGGGCUUGACGCUGGCCGAGAAGAUUUCCACGGUGGCGGCGUCGAACAGCUUCCUCCGCCGUCGCAAGGAGCGCACCAUCGACGAGAUCUACAACCGUCCCGGUGGUGGCGAGCCAGCACCUGGCGGCAGCACAGAAGCGGGGCCUUGGCAGAGAGGCGACGCCGACCCUUCGCGUUACAAGUCUCCAUUCAACCGCCCCAAGCCUUUACCAUCACCGGCUCCUACACUGCCCCCUGCGGCCCAGUCACCAGCGCCCCCUGCGGCUGCCGAGCAUGAGCCUGAGGACGAGGGGAUUCAGCCGCGUGCUGGAGCCCUCUGUGUCACCAACUUCCCUGAUGAUGUCUCUGCAAAGGACCUCGGCAUCCUGUUUGCCCAGUUUGGCGAGAUCCUCUCCGUCGACAUCUUCUCCAUUCCCCCUGUCAAGCCACGGUUUGCCUUUGUUGCCUACGACGACCCCGCCGUUUCUGGCGCUGCCGCUGUCGCCGCCCUGCACCGCAGACCUCUCCGUCUCGACACGCCCUUCGCCAUUGAGAAUGCGCCGGAUCUCGUCAUCUGGAAGGGAUGGUCUGGCGUUCUGACUGUGGUGGAAUCUGACGCUGACCGGCUCGUGCCGCUGAGCGUCGCGCAAGACCUGCCUGACCUCCCCGACUAUGCCAUCGGCGGACGUCGGGCUAAUGAACGCUCAAAGUCUGACGCAAACCGCAAGCGCGAGCGCACGGUCGAGGAGCGCCCAGAUGCCAAGCCCUUUGCUUCACCCCCCGCGUCAUCAGCGGUUUCAACGCCGUCACCGAAGAAGCGCCGCCGCUCGGAUCUGCCUUCUGACACCGCUGAAAGCACACCCAUUGAACAGUCGUUACCCUCUCACGACUCUCACUUCGCUGCUCGACCCAACGAAAGCGCGGACGCAAGUUCCGGCGCUACUACCGCGGCGAAUGCGGACCGCACCCAAGCCACGACGCCACCGACAGGCCAGGGAUCCAGGCUUCUCAAUUCUCAUCCCCCUCACCCACUUCCCCCUACUCCUCUGACCGCCCAACAUGAUCAAGAGUCCGCGUUCGCACCCAAGCCAUCACCGCCCGAGACAAAGCCCUUGGCCGGCACAGAGGUGGCGCCUGCGCCGGCGGCGACGGCCGUGGGCACAGACGAGCCGGCGGCGUCCAACUCGGCGGUCACUGCACCUCAAGAGGUGGUCCCUGUCAAGCUGAGCCACAAGACGGUCGAGGCCCAGAUCAACCUCGUGAAGAACGUCUUUGUCAAGCAUGACCAGUCCAAUUGGAUCGCCCACACGUGCCUUGUUGCGACAGAUCUCGACCAAGCCCGCCGCCAUUUGCAGGAUGACCUGUACGCCACCGAUGAGGCCCUAAUCUCUGGACGCGAACUUGAGAAAACCCUGCACGCACGGGGAUUUACCUCGGCAAGGAUUGACCCCCUUGUCAAGAAGGUUCUCAAGGUGCUGGAUGGGAUUGCGAUGGAGGACGAGCUCGAGAGUGGCGGGCCUGGGCCGAGCGCUGCCAGCGACGCACCACCUGUUGCCCGCGAGGGUGAGUUGGCCGAGCUUCUCGCGCCGUACCCCGAGCAGACGCGCGAGGCGAUGGCUGCUGCUGGCAAGGUGCUCGAGUACCUCAACCUGGGCAAGGAUGAGCAGGAGAAGAAGCGCCUGGAUGUUGAGCGCCGUGUCAAGGUGCUCGAGGGUAUGGUGAAGAAGGGGGAGCAGGUUAGCAGUAUUGUGCGUUACCUAUUGACAGAGGACAAGUGAGACGGAGUGUGGCGUCUGGGGAGGGAGGCUAAAAGUGGGCUCGAGCGGGCAAGACACUGCC
Molecule: messenger RNA, 3029 nt
Organism: Vanrija pseudolonga
Lineage: Eukaryota; Fungi; Basidiomycota; Tremellomycetes; Trichosporonales; Trichosporonaceae
Exons: 4
Coding region: 197-2968 (923 amino acids)
Biological process (GO): mRNA splicing, via spliceosome
Cellular component (GO): U2 snRNP; precatalytic spliceosome; catalytic step 2 spliceosome
Molecular function (GO): RNA binding
Source: RefSeq, a predicted model, not a curated record